AAAUCCCUGCGGCAACCCACUUCCAGCAGUGUGAUAUUGGUGAACUUUCGCCUACACGGAGUGUUUUUAUUACUUUUGGCGUAGGAGGAGUGGUCUUAUGACAGAGUCGCGGAUUCCCUUGCUACUCGCCGAGCUGCAGGACAUGAUCAUGGGGAGCGUUCUGGCCAAAUGUGCCAUCACCGACCUGGGCAUCCAAUGGGCUGGCUGGGCUCUGGCUGCGGCUUUCAAAACCGAGAAGUUUUAUGACUUGGCAGGCUCUGGCACAUUUAUACUACUUGCACACCUGAGUCGUAUCUGGGGAGGGGCCAGUCAUACCCGGCAGAAGGUGCAGACAGGGUUGGUAACAGCAUGGGGACUCAGGCUGGGGACAUUCCUCUUCAUGCGAAUCUUGAAGGACGGUCAUGAUCGCAGGUUUAACAAUGUUAGAGACAGCCCUGGGACAUUCUUUGUGUAUUGGACUGUUCAAGCUGUGUGGGUAUUUAUGACCCUCCUGCCCACCCUCAUGCUGAACAGUGAGAAGCGAAAUGUGCCUCUGGGAACGAGGGACUACAUUGGCUGGACCAUUUGGGGCCUUGGCUUUGCUACAGAAGCUAUUGCUGACCAGCAGAAAUGGGUUUUCAAGCGUGACCCAGAUAAUGCUGGGAAGUUCAUCCAGAGUGGACUCUGGGCUUACAGUAGACAUCCAAACUACUUUGGAGAAAUCCUGCAGUGGUCAGGUCUCUGGCUCUCAGCCUCCUCAGCGAUGCAGGGUUCCCAGUAUCUCAGUGUGGUCUCCCCUCUAUUUGUCUGGUUCCUGCUACGUUACGUCAGCGGUAUCCCCAUCUUAGAAAAGCAGGCCAUGAGGAAGUGGGGAUCUGACCCCGCCUUCCAGAACUAUGUGAAAAAUACCCCCCUUCUGUGGCCACUCCCUAAAUUUUGAUGUCACUUUUAUGUUUGAACACUGAACAAGAGUUACCUCUCACAAAGAAGCUACGCACGUUCAAAUCACUGAAAAUGAGUGAGGUUUUUUGUAAUUUACUUUUGGUGUCUGCAAUUUUUAAAUGUAAAUUUUUCACAUACACCAUUUACAUAAAAGUCACAUUAAAUAUUUUGUUGGGCCUUUGAUCAAUAUCUGAAUAUAUACAUUUUUGUUGAGUAUAAAGUCACCUCUGUUUUUACAUUCAAUGUUUCUACUUUGAGUGCUGGUAAUAAUUUUGAGCUAUUCAGGCGUUAUUGGCAUUAAGAGUGAAACAUGAUAAUGGGCAUCAAAGUGGAAAUACCAUCAGUCCUCAGAGGAGGUGGUAUCAGUUACAGGAGUUAGAAUUUUUCUUGAGGUUUCCCGAUGUUUCUCUUAAGACUUAAAAUCCAAACAUGGAGUCCUCACAUCAGCAAUAUUAUUGGUUGCAACAAUACAAAAUUUAAAAAAAUAAAUAAAUUGGCUCUAAGUACACCUAAUCAUCCUAACGAUGUGAGCACAAGCCUCCCCAGUGGCUUUCGAGAAUAUGGAUCACAUACUCAACCAACUUUAGCCCUCCCUUCAGGAUGAUCCCACAUAAUGAUAUUAAAGUAGACUAAAUGGGAUUGCACCCUCAUUUACUGAUUAAUUUUCAAAAUGUAAAGAAGCUACACAAAACAGUCACAGGACAGGAGACAUUUUUGUAAAUGUAUUUUAUAUGAAAUUCAGAUAGUGUAUUUUUGUUCAAACUGCGUGAUUAUAGUUUAUCAAAUAAUGCCCCAGUAAUUCAACAGGCUAAUAGCCCACUGUAAUUGCCUUUUGUGCAGGACUGCUUAUAAGCAACCUCCCACAGUACAAAUAUUACACAGAUCAAUAAACACCAGAGGGUCUGGUGCAGCAGAGGCUACAGCCUGCAGCACAAACCAGUGACCAAAACUCCUGGUAAAAGCUUUGUUGCCUUUCAAUGACAAUGAGAUCAUUGACAUUUACUAAAACGAUCCACACCUAGUGAAGCUUGUAGACGAUGACCAAGUAGAUCUGGUUGAAAGUUGAGUUCUUAUUACUACAGUUUGUUAUUAAACAAGAAGGAAAAGGUAUGCACACUUCUAAAUUAUAUUCACUAAACAAAAUACUGUGGGACAAUUCAAAUUAAAAUAAAAACAAAUGAAAUACAAACAUCAGCCACACAAUCAACUAUAACCUAGAAUGAAAAACCAAAAAAAUAAUAAUAAAAAAAAUAAGUUUCUCAACUUCUGAGUGACACAUGAGCUGAAAAACUAUUAAAGGGAAACAAUUACAUUUAGAAGCGGGUCACAAUAAAACUGUUCAUAUACAGUACAUAUUUUCAUCUAUGAGCACACUUAUCUAAGAGUGAAUAGACAGUGCAUUUUUGUGUGUUGUCAUCUGAAAUGAGAAUGCCACACUGGACAUUUAUUAGGAGCAACAGUCCUAAAGACACAAGUGUGCACAGACAGAAAAAACUAGUUCUUUUAAAAAAAAAUUCCCAUUUUACAAAUGUUAAAAACAAAAAAAAAAAAAAACAAUAAAAACUAACAUUCAGAAACAGAAUUUUUAAGAAUGCAGAGGAAGACUACAAAUGUUAUUCAUAAAACAAACUAGUCGCUGUUAUUGCAGUAAGAAUAAAGGAUUAAAUGCAGCUGCUUUGAUAUUAUUUGAGGAGCGGAGAAGAAAAGAACUUUCCUUGGCGAGAAAAUCCCACUGCUGAUUUGCUCUUUGACCCAAAUCUGCAACAAACAGCAUACAUAAAAAAAAAAAAAUUAAAAAAAACAUGAUGGAAUUAUUAAUUAGGAGCUAUAGUCAAUAAAACAGAGCUGAUGAAUGAUAAUGAGAUAUUACACAGUAGAUUAAGUUAUAUGAAAGUCAGAAGAAGUCAGCAUUUAUGUAAAUUAGGAGAGAAAACACUUUGUAGCUUUAUCUUCUCAAUUAAUCAUGAGAUCAUUGAUUAUAAUGCCAGCAGGGCCGGGAGGACUGUGCUCAUGUGAUUACCUGGGUGUCAGGGAGGACUUCAUGCGCUGAGACAGAGAGCUGGAGGAGGGGGUUUUAUUGAGCUGGUACUCCGGAGUGGUCAGAGGUCCCAGUAUGCUCACUGAAAUAUCACAAACAGUUAACAUUUACAAUCUCAGCCUCCCAUGAAAUGUCAGGCUGUUGAAACGACUGCGCCCACACUCAUACGGCAAUAACAAAAAGUUUUAACAAACCUCCAGCUCUCUCAGGGGUGGCGUAGCAGUUUGCAUUUUCAAUGAUCAAAUGCUCCAAGUUCGGCUGCUCGUGUUCUGCUGCCAUCACAAACUGGGCCCAGAAAUCCACCGGCAGAGCCAACAGACGCUCCACAACCUGAACAGAAAGGGAUUAGUAAAAAAUGGAAAAAGAUCAGGGUUAUUUCAGAGUAUUGCCUAAUCCACUUCCGCCCGUGCUACGCUAGUUAGGUUUGCCUUAAGCAAGAUCGAGGGGAGUUACUAAAAAAAGAAAAGAAAAAAUAGAAAAAAAAAAUAAUGGUGUUAUGCUCUUCUUCUGUGCAAUAUUACACUGUAAGGUUUUUUGUGGCCUCCAGCUGUUGUGUGUGCUCAGUCUCCUAGAUUUAGCCAUUCCACAUAAUGUAUAUUAAAUCUGUUGCCAGACACGGUCAUCCUGAUAAAUAGCAAAAUGCAUCAGAAUUAAGAUUUUUUUU
Messenger RNA from Haplochromis burtoni (Burton's mouthbrooder), 3623 nucleotides. RefSeq lists its product as uncharacterized. The coding region runs from base 98 to 919 and encodes 273 amino acids. NCBI's taxonomy places the organism in Eukaryota, Metazoa, Chordata, Actinopteri, Cichliformes, Cichlidae. The transcript is spliced from 5 exons. Gene Ontology annotation, cellular component: membrane. Gene Ontology annotation, molecular function: oxidoreductase activity, acting on the CH-CH group of donors. The record is from RefSeq and is a predicted model, not a curated record. Gene Ontology annotation, biological process: lipid metabolic process.